GCAGCAUCCGCCGCAAUUGUCAGGGGUUUGGUAGCGUAGCGUGAAGUGGCUGGCUUGUGUUGAAGUAGACCCAGGUAGUCGUUAGGCCCAAAACGACAGGGUCCCUUGAGGGUGGCCCACGGGAGGAGAGGAGACCGCGUCCGAGCGAGACCGUGACUCGAAGUAGAGUGCUUGUGCGGGUCCUUGCUUUGGCCGCCCUUAUGGGAGCCGCCCUCUCCUUCCCAAUGGUCCCCGAAUACGGGGUUUCCUCUGCUUCGUCUCCUGUCUACGACGCCCCCCGACAUCCUGCUCCUGCUUACGACGCUCCUCGACGUCCUGCUGCUACGUACGACAUGCCCGCACACGAGAACCAGGCUCCACCAAAUUAUAACUACCAAUAUGCGGUGAGAGACGAGUACUCGGGGAACGAUUUCGGGCAACAGGAGGAGCGCGAUGGCUACAUGACCAAGGGCUCCUAUUCCGUACAGCUCCCCGAUGGCCGUGUGCAGAGGGUAACCUACUACGUGGACGACGACUCUGGAUUCAUGGCUGAAGUGACUUAUGAAGGCGAAGCUCAGUAUCCAGUUCAUCAGCCUGCCGCUUCGUAUCAGCCUGCUUCUGCUCAGAACUAUCAACCUGCACCGACUUAUCAAACUACUCCAGCCUAUCAACCCACACCUACCUAUCAACCUGCACCAGCUUACCAACCAGCUCCUUCUCAUCAACCUGCACCGACCUACCAGCCUGCACCUUCAACAUCCUAUGACCCAGUUGCUUCUUAUUGAUCUAACCUUUCCUGUGGUAGAUUCCGUGACGUUGAUGGCUUUACGAUGGUUUGAUUGUGAUUAUUUAUUCUGCGAGUGUGUCAAUAAAGGACUUAGC
Messenger RNA from Penaeus indicus, 861 nucleotides. RefSeq names its product cuticle protein 7-like. NCBI's taxonomy places the organism in Eukaryota, Metazoa, Arthropoda, Malacostraca, Decapoda, Penaeidae. The coding region runs from base 201 to 764 and encodes 187 amino acids. Gene Ontology annotation, cellular component: extracellular matrix. The record is from RefSeq and is a predicted model, not a curated record. The transcript is spliced from 3 exons.